Molecule: messenger RNA, 4762 nt
Organism: Brienomyrus brachyistius
Lineage: Eukaryota; Metazoa; Chordata; Actinopteri; Osteoglossiformes; Mormyridae
Gene: snx33
Product: sorting nexin 33
Exons: 4
Coding region: 876-2555 (559 amino acids)
Biological process (GO): endocytosis; mitotic cell cycle; plasma membrane tubulation
Cellular component (GO): plasma membrane; cytoplasmic vesicle
Molecular function (GO): protein binding; phosphatidylinositol binding
Source: RefSeq, a predicted model, not a curated record
AACUGUCAUUACUGCAAUCGGAAGGUAAAGUUAAACUUUAUAAAUAAAACAUAUGCAAUAAAUUAUAUGCAAUAAAAAUAAUAUUUUGACUUUAUCAUUGCAUUGCCUAUAAUUUGAUACAUUUUAAUGCUACCUAGGUGUAUAAAAAUAUUAAUUUCUAUUUCAAUUUAUGAGUGACUCCAAACAUUUGAAAUCUAUUUAUUUAUUAUUUUAAAUUUAAGAAAAGUAUUAUAUUAUCCACCUAGCCGAUGUACGUGUCAAAGCAUAUUCCUUUCCGCCUGUAAGCGGCAGUGUAGUUGUUGUUCUUCUUGCACAGAAAGGGGGAAAAUCCUUUAAUAAAAACUUUCCUCGAUUGUCCCUAACCCUCACGUCACGGAAAGAGUUACAUUGUUACUUGGUGGAGAUAUAGGAUAUUGAGAGAUACGGUCCCGGCAUAACAGGAAAAAGUCUAUUUUAUUCUGCUAGUACAAGGAAUAGACAGCACCAGCUAAAUGCAUAGGUGUCCUUAAAAUGGAGCAAGUUUUCAAAAGGACGUGGAUUGAGCCCACAAUGCAGUAGGAUAUUAUCACAUCUCUCUUUUCUUUUCUGAGCACUUGUGCUUUAGGUUGGAAGAAAAGAUCGCAACGUUUUGCUGUCGUGUUUUCUUUCUGCGCAUUUGGGAUGUACAACACGCCGUUUCCCUGUUUUCCCGAAAAUCCUGCUCGCUUUGCUGGAUUAGCGAUCAGAUCAGCGCUGGGAUAAGAAGAAGCGAUUUACUCUUUACUUGGAUCCAAACACAGGAAAUGAAGUUAAAAUCGCUUCAGACGAGAUGUAAUGCAGGAAAUAUUUGAACAGAUAUCUUUAGAGAUCACAGACAAAGCAAGUUUUCCGUCAAAAUGUCACUACGGGCCAAAGCACUGUACACCUUUCACAGUGAGAACAAGGACGAGAUCAAUAUCCAGGAGAAUGAGGAGCUGGUUAUUUUUGACGAGAGGGCUGUAGAUGGCUGGUUACAGGGUGAGAACAGUCGAGGGGAGAGGGGCAUCUUCCCAGCCUCCUACGUGGAGAUAAUCCGUCCUCGCUCCAACUCGAACAUAACGGACAACUCAUUGAGCCCUGCAGGAUCUCCGGGCAAUGACUCCUCCUAUUUCCCCUCUACCCCAAACACAUCUUUACGCCUGCCAAGCUAUGAAGAUGAUGAUUGGGAUGACUGGGAUGACUGGGACGACAGCUCGACAGUGGUGGAGGACGGGGAUCCUCGGCAAGGUGUUGGGGCCAAUGGCCAUGCACACCAGAGCUCCUACACCAACCCCAACGUCCACUACCGGCCCAAGCCCCACAUGGAACGACAGGACAGCAUCUCCAGCUCCCGAAAGGGGAGCAUGGUGGGUCGUAACCUCAACCGCUUCUCCAGCUUCGUCCGGUCAGGCGUGGAGGCCUUCGUACUGGGUGACGUGCCAAUGAUGGCCAAGAUAGCGGAGUCGUACACCAUCGAGAUGGGUCCAAGGGGCCCCCAGUGGAAGGAGAACCCUCAGCCUUUCACAUGCUCCAUCGAGGACCCCACCAAGCAGACGAAAUUCAAGGGCAUAAAGACUUACAUCUCCUACAGAGUGACACCGAGUCACACGGGACGUCCUGUGUACCGCCGUUAUAAGCACUUUGACUGGCUCUACAACAGACUGCUGCACAAGUUCACCGUCAUUUCCGUGCCGCACCUGCCAGAGAAGCAGGCCACGGGACGCUUCGAGGAGGACUUCAUCGAGAAGCGCCAGAGGAGGCUGAUCCUCUGGAUGAACCACAUGACGAGCCACCCCGUGCUGUCACAGUACGAGGGCUUCGAGCACUUCCUCAUGUGCGCCGACGACAAGCAGUGGAAGCUGGGCAAGCGGCGCGCGGAGAAGGACGAGAUGGUGGGCGCCCACUUCAUGCUCACCUUCCAGAUUCCAAACGAGCACCAGGACCUGCAGGAUGUAGAGGAGCGAGUGGACUCCUUCAAGGCCUUUGCUAAAAAGAUGGACGACAGCGUGAUGCAGCUCACUCACGUGACCUCUGAGCUGGUGCGCAAGCAUCUGGGGGGCUUCCGCAAGGAGUUCCAGAGGCUGGGGAACGCCUUCCAGUCCAUCAGCCAGGCCUUCACGUUGGACCCGCCAUACAGCUCGGACGCCCUAAACAAUGCCAUCUCCCACACUGGCCGCACCUACGAGAACAUCGGGGAGAUGUUUGCCGAGCAGCCAAAGUAUGAUCUUUUCCAUAUGCUGGACAAGCUCUCUCUCUACCAGGGUCUGCUGGCCAACUUUCCAGACAUCAUUCACCUACAAAAAGGUGCCUUCGCCAAGGUGAAGGAGAGCCAGAGGAUGAGCGACGAGGGGAAGAUGGACCAGGACGAGGCGGACGGCAUCCGCAAGCGCUGCCGGACGGUGGGGUUUGCCUUGCAGGCGGAGAUGAACCACUUCCACCAGCGGCGUGAAGUAGACUUCAAGGAGAUGAUGCAGGCCUACCUCAGGCAGCAGAUUGCCUUCUACCAGCGGGUGGGCCAGCAGCUGGAGCGCACGCUGCGCAUGUAUGACAACCUCUAGACUGGCUACUGGGGAGGUGCUCUUCUGCCCCGGGUCUGCUCCACCCCCCAACUUGUACCUCCCACCACUGUCUCCUUCUCACAAUGCCCCCAAGACUCAUCCCUUCUGCUUUUUUGCACUAGGCAGCCACUCUCCUUCCUACACCUUCUUCCCCCUUUCCUCUCCACAUCUCGUAACUUCUUCACCCUUCACUCCACCCUGUCGAUCUUCCUCAUGUAUUUUCUCUGUGACCCAGAAGAAGAACCACGGGACUUUCCAUUCCUCCUCUGGGACAAAAAGAGGCACCAUCUACCAGCGGGCAGACAUGGUGUCUCAGAUCAGGGGCCCAAGCUUGCUCCACAGAAGGUGGCGUUUUAUUGGAGUGGGCUGGCAUCUGAGUGUUUCCAUGGGGGAAAAUGGGAACGUAACAGCAUCGGCUAGCCGUGUCGUGCUCACUGUCAUGGCUGGAUGCAAGGCCUUAAUGUUUGGUUACCUGGGAAAACCCACAACAUGGAUAUGUGUUUAUUUUCAUUUGUGAAAUUUAUAUGAAUGACCAAACGCAAUUUGCACACACAUCCAUGCAGUUUAUUUAAAUCUGUUGCUUUGUGUAAUGUACUAAAAACUGAGGUUGUGUUGGGAUGGGUGGAAUCUUUUUUCCCUGCAAUCUCUGUAGUUCUCAAAGCAUCAGUUAGCACUAAACACCUCAGAAUGGCCAAGUUACCUAUCCCAAGUUUGAUGCCUCUCCAUUCAUCCACAGGGAAGAGGCCUGCGUGCGUGUGUGUGUGUGUGUGUGUGUGUGUCAGUGUCAGUGGGCGAAAGAGGGAGGGAUUAAACACAGCCCCAGCCUCCUACACUUGGGGGGAAGCAUGUGACACUCCUGGGCCUAUCACAUUUAUUUUAUUACCGCCCAGCCGGUCUGCUUAGGCGGUUUCAGGGUCCUAAAUCACAUCUCCUUUAGGAAUAAGGCACAUGUGUGUAACAGAGGGAAGUUAAAUAACAAAAAAAAUACUAUUUGUAGCCUGAAGUGCCUGAAGGAACCAAAAUGUUUGGUAUUAAAAUGUAGGGUUUUUUUCAGCAGCAGUUACUUGUCUGUUGGAGGUGAGGCAUGUCUUGGCACUUUUUAAUGGUUUGUUUCUUUUCCCAUUUCAGAGGAGCCUGGUCAGGGAACCUUCUGGAUUAUGUCAUGUCUGAAUUUAAAUGCUCGGGCAGUACUGUUCAUUAGUUCCUUAUGUUGAAAUGUUGCAUUGGUCUUAACAUUACUUGAUAAUGUUCUUUCUUGCUUUAAUAUUUGCUGUAUUUUUUUAUUUUUUUGAAGGGAUACCCUGUAGCACAUUAUUUUUUGUUCUUUUGAACAAGAAACGCUCUGUGAUACAUAAUGUCUGUCACCAAAGUCGACGCACCCAAUCUAAUUCCAUGCUAACCUGCAAAUUAGUUUGGUGUCCUGGUUUUACAAGAUCUUUUCACAGGAAAGCUAUUGGGCUCAUUUCUCAGCUUUUUGUACAUGAUUAAUUAAAAAUGGGCCUUAAUGAAAAGUUAACACCAUCUAAACUCUAAGCAAGUGGAAAAUAAGCAUUAUCUAUUAGUUGCUUUGUACUUUGAAUUAGCUAUUAUAAAUUUUGAAAUAAUUUAUCUUAAAAAGCAGAAAAAAGGACUAAUGUUUUCUGUAUGAAUCAGUUCUUGGGCAAAGGUUUCUUAAAUGUUUUUACCAUAAACUCUGGUAACCGCAGAACCACAGAGAAUUUUGGAAUCAUUUGUGCUAUUCAGAAUCAUCUGAACUGCGUGUCAUUGAAAAAAAGACAUUGCAAGGCUUUUUAAGGACAACCGACUGCCUUGGGAUUCUGGGGGGGAAAAAAGCAGGUCACAUGUCAAAUUAAGGAAUUCUGGACCCAGUUUUACGGAGCAAAGCUUAUCCUUUUACAGAGGAAGUCGCAGGUGUGAACUAGAUGUCUCUUCGGUCAUGUGACUUGUAGCCUCCGGACCCUCCUUGUUUAAUGUCACAGGCCUGACAAAUGGUCACAUGGAAACAGCUGUGACAGCGAUGUCAUUCUUUCCGGCUACAUCGCAGCUGUUGCACGCCACAGUGGUGUGGCUCUACCAGACCAAAGUGUCAAACCAUUUAUCGAGGUUUGCGUUUUCUCCCAGGGAUUGAAACAUGUGUUUUGGCCUUCUACUGUAAAUAAGAACGUUUUACAUUCAUCAGAAAGAAAUAAAAAUGGAAAAAAAGUAAA